Molecule: messenger RNA, 2529 nt
Organism: Didymodactylos carnosus
Lineage: Eukaryota; Metazoa; Rotifera; Eurotatoria; Philodinida; Philodinidae
Source: the annotation of a GenBank genome assembly
AUGCAGAAUAUAUUACUUCUUGAACGUGUUUAUUACAAUAAAUGGAAAUUUAGGCUUGAACAACGUGAAGAUCUAUUAAGACUAGGUGAUUUUCGUAAAGCUGAAGCUUUUUAUUCAAUGAAAAUUAUUAUUCGUCAUUGGUUUUCGUGGCGUCAAUACAUAAGUUACUGUAAAAAAGAACAGUCUCGAAUACAAGUGGCUAUUAAUUAUCAUAAUUCAAAAUUAAUCAGAAGAUAUUUUACAAUGUUACGUUCGAAUAUACACGAAGAAAGAUACGAGCAAUUACUUGACGCAAAUGCUAUUAAUUUUUAUAGAACUCGUCGAUUAAAUUUAUAUUAUCAUCAUUGGUCACAAAUAACUCAAACACAGCAACAGUUUCAAUUAAAUUGGAGAUUGGCAAUUAUUCAUCGAGAGAAAACAAUACGUUUGAACUAUUUUCGAACAUGGUUGCAUAAAGGGCAAAUGAAAUUAAUUGAAAAUGAACAUAAUAUUAUAGCUGAAAGAUAUUAUUUUAAAUGCCUUAUUCGUUCUGCAUGGAUGAAAUGGCGUGCUAUAAUCGAAGAAGUUCAUAAUGAUCAACAUUUAGAACAGAUAGCACUUCAGUUUUAUUACCAUACACUUGAACGACGAGUAUUAAGUUCAUGGAAAUUGUAUGUUAUUCAUUGUCACUAUAUGAAACAAAAAUAUGCACAAGCAAAUCGGUUCUAUCUCGAACAUAAAGGGCGAGAAAUUUAUUAUUAUUGGAAACGGCUAACUCGUAUACAUAAAGAACGAAUGUUGGUUGUUAACAAAAAAUUUGAGCAAUGUCAGCGAAAUAAUAUUCGACGUGUGUUUCGUUUAUGGAAGAUGAAUGUUGAUGAUGAACAUUUUGAACGCGAACAAAUAAUUUUAACUGAUAAUCACUAUAAUCGAUUAUUACAACGAAAGGUACUAUUAGCAUGGAAUAGGAAAAUUAAUAAUCAGAGUGUCAAAAAUGCAGAAAAUGAAGCGAAACUUUAUGAACAUAUACGUCAGAAAAACUUACAUCGAAUGUAUCAAGUUUAUACCCAUUGGAAACAAUUACGCGACGAACAUCUUCAUGAAAAAUUAUUUUUGAGUCGAGCACAAACAUAUUAUGAGAAGAAAACACUUGUACGAUGUCUUCAGCAAUGGAAAGAACAAUAUAAUUCUGAUAUGCACCUAAAAUUGUUGGAACGUCGAGCUUUAUGGUUCGAUCGCAUGCGUUUAAGCGGUCGAUACUAUUAUCAAUGGAAAUAUUUUUAUGGCAAUGAACAACAGUUGAAAGAGAAAAAACAGAAUGCACUUUUAUUCUGGUCCAUUCAGCUACAGAAACAAUUUUUUGUUCAAUGGUUAUUAUAUGUCAACGAACGUAAACGUAAGAAAGCUCGAUAUGCUGAAGCAACGCAAAUUCGUCAUGAUGCUUUGAUACGUGAUUCACUAAGAAAAUUUCUUGCUUAUACCGAUCAUGCAAGACAACGACGGCAAGCCAGUUUUAUUCAUAAACAAGUUUUUCUUCAUCAUGAUCGCAAUGCGUUGGCAUGGAAAUAUUAUUGCAAGUGGAAGAAUUACGUAGAAGAUGCUUUAAAACGAAAACAUAUUACUCACUCAUUGAAUGUUAUUCAUACAAAUAAACAUCAGACAAAGCCAUCAGCUAAAAUAGCUGUAGCACUCGUUCGAUUUGAUAACAGUCCGCCGAAGAUUGUCAAUCGUCCUCGUCCACGGAAGCCGUCGUUUUUGUCAGAAUCAUUUCAUACUGUAGAAACAACUACCGCCACUACUGAUACAUAUGAUCCGACAAAAAUAACAGCAACAAGGUAUAUAAAGAUUGCCGUUAUAAUAUAUAAACCGUAUAAUUUUUUUUUACAUAAUAGUCGAGGUAGUCUGCAAUCACCAUCACAAAAUAUUUUAUUUGCAUUGGCAACUACUAGUGAUCAACAGCAUACAUCUCUUCCACAUUCGAUUCAUUCACCAUUUGUCAAAUUUAAACAGUCUAAAUCUGGCGAAACUAAUAGUCCAAUAUCAUCGUCUCGUUUAUUAGAUUUCGAUCAUCAUCAACAUCAAUCGGCAUCAUCCGAUAUUCUUCUCCUUCCACCUUCUGCAUUUGAACUAAAUCAUUCACAUAAUGAUGACGAACCACCAUUUUCUUCACGCACAGCAGCAUCAACAAAAAAGUCGUUGCAACAACAGCAAUUACAUCGUCCCAGUUCUGUUCAACCGACAGCGAAUAGUAAAUACGAAUUUGCAGGUUUUAAACAUCGUAAAAAAACACCUGAUAUCACAUUAUCGUUUAAAACGAAAGAGAAAAAAAAUCUUCUGCAAACUAAACACCGUCUUGAAAAUUAUAUACGAAACAAAGAAAAACUGAAACGAUUAAAAUUCCAGUUGACUAAUUUACAAAGUGUAUCAGAUCAGAACAAUACUCAAAUUCUUGAGCAAGAACUUCGUCAACUGAGUGCACUUGUAAUAUAUGAAAAAUCUCAAUUAUCUAAUGUGUUACAAAAUGUUGAUAGUCAUAUGACUUCAAAUUAA